GCCGAUAAAAACAUUUUUAGCAAGGCAAUAAAAGUGUAUCUACUAGAUUUUUUGUUAAAAUGAGUGCCGACAAUACCGCAGAUAAUAGAAAAUUACAUGAUAUUUUUUUAGAAGGUUGGGAAAUCUAUGAAUUUCUAGAUGAAACCACUAUCGAUACAAAUGGCUCUGAAUAUCAAACUAAAGUAAAAUUGGGCAUGCAACAAUUUGAAUUGGCCACUACAAUUGUCAGUCAAAUUGGCAUGUUUAGCUCCAACGAAUUGAUUGAUGAAGUGCCAACAGAAUCAUUGCAGUAUUUACUGCUUCCAUAUUUUUUGGGAAAAUUGGCCACGCAACGUAAUGAACAGGAUCGUGCCGAUGCUUUACGUAUUGCUGAAAUUUAUUUUAGAGACUUUCUCCAACGUUGUCAUGAAUAUGAUCUUUGUGAGGCUCCUAAACCUAGUGAUGAUGACAAAUCUGACAAAAACGUCAGUGGUUGCAUAGAUACGCAAGAGCAGCUUGUGGCUUCAGCUGUGACACGUAAUAAUAAAAUCGCACAAUUUAGACGUAAAAAGGAGCUUGAGGCCCAAUUAAAACAAAUGAAAAUGGCCAUUAAAAGCAAUACCGCUGAUGAUGAAGUCAAACGUGAUUUCUUUAUGAAAUAUAUUAAUAAAAGUAUUAUAGAUGCCAGUGAAGAAAUGCUAAACGUUAAACUGGAAAAGGGUGUGGUUGAAAUGAGAAAACAGCGUUUGGCCGAAUUUGGUACGACAAAAAUGGAUGAUUUCGCUAUGCCGCCCGGUUCUGUUAUAGGCCCUAAUCCAGGUUUUGAUCAAGCGAAUAGUCAUGCACAUGACCACUCACAUAGCCAUGAUCAUGACCACGCACAUGGUCACGGUCACUCGCAUUCACAUGGACCCAGACAUAUGCAUAUGCCACCAAAACCCAAACGAAUGCAACCUUUUAUUAUCACCAAAGAUGCCACACAAAAGGCCGUCUUUGGUCUCGGUUAUCCCAGUUUGCCCAUUAUGACGGUCGACGAAUUCUAUCAGCAACGUGUUGAUGAAGGCAUUUUUCCAGAUGCCGAAAAAAUGGCUCAAAUUAAUAAAGAUAAGGCCAUUGCUGCUGCUCAAGAUCCAGAAAUUCAAGAGGAAGAAGAAAAGGCUGCACUUGAGGAGCAAAUCGAAAAUGAUGAUCCUGAAAAUAUUGCACGCAUGAGACGUAUGGAUGAGUAUAAGGAUGUGGUUAGACGUGGUGAUGGCAAUCGUCAUAAUCGCAGUUAAGAGCUCGAAGCAAUGUAAUUUUCUUUGAUUAAUAAGUGUUUGAAACACAUAAUUCUUAAUAAAUCAUACAAUUAUAUUACAGAACAAAUUCAUUUCUCAAACAUAAGAAAUAAAAAAUAUAAAUUUUACAUACAUAAAUAAA
Molecule: messenger RNA, 1398 nt
Organism: Calliphora vicina (urban bluebottle blowfly)
Lineage: Eukaryota; Metazoa; Arthropoda; Insecta; Diptera; Calliphoridae
Gene: Tap42
Product: immunoglobulin binding protein Tap42
Exons: 3
Coding region: 60-1256 (398 amino acids)
Biological process (GO): regulation of dephosphorylation; regulation of signal transduction
Cellular component (GO): cytosol
Molecular function (GO): protein phosphatase 2A binding
Source: RefSeq, a predicted model, not a curated record